Messenger RNA from Tupaia belangeri chinensis (Chinese tree shrew), 1113 nucleotides. It is a transcript of the gene TMEM207, whose product is annotated as transmembrane protein 207. The transcript is spliced from 5 exons. Bases 153 to 590 code for a protein of 145 amino acids. Lineage: Eukaryota; Metazoa; Chordata; Mammalia; Scandentia; Tupaiidae. The record is from RefSeq and is a predicted model, not a curated record.
UUCAGCCAGCCUGUACUUUACUGGUUCCAAGGAGACAUCUUUAAUGCAUGCCCCAGUAGGAAGCGUAGGUUAUAGAGAAACUAACAAGUUCUCAGAAAGGGAGAUAAACACAGUCAGCAGCUGGCUAUCUCAGAGCAGACUGUCCUACAAGUAUGUCAAGAUUCAGACUUCUCCGUGUCACUUCGGUGAUCUCAACAACAGGAACCUUCUGUUUGCUGCUGCUUCAGUUGGUGCUCUCGGACCUACAAUGUGAAGAAAAUGAAAUGUAUGUACAUUACAAUGAUCAACAUCCUAAUGGCUGGUAUAUCUGGUUCCUCCUGCUGAUUUUCUCCGUGGCUCUUCUCUGUGGAGUGGUGCUCUGCUGCCUCCAGUGCUGGCUGAACAGACGCCAGGCUGAUUCCCCGAGACGCACGGUGGCCAUAUUUACUGUUGGAGACUUGGAUCCCAUUUAUGGAACAGAAGCAGCUGUGGGUCCCACUGUUGGAAUUCACCCUCAAACCGGAAACCCUGAUCGGUGUUCUGGUCCACGUUUUGGCACUGUAGGCCCCCCACCUGCAUAUGAAGAAAUUCUAAAAACAAGCCAAUUUUAAGUCUAGAGCAUCAAUCGAAUGUACUAGAAAUAAUUGUUCAAAAAAAAAAUGAAAGAAAAAAUUGUAAUGACAGAACAUCAAAUUUAGGAAUAAUUCUUUUACUUAAUAGUGGUGAUCUAUGGAUCUAAUCUGAAAAAUGAAUAUACACAAAAUCAACAUAGGAAAGGAACUUGGGUCCCAGAGAAGUCUCAGUACUGAACUGUUGGACUCUGGAUGUCUCGGCCCUGUUAUCCUUUAAUGCUACCCAAGCAAGUUUUGCUGCACUACCCAAAUGGCAGGAAUCAGAUGCCGGGGGAGUCCCCGUUGAUUUGGCUCUUACUGCAGCACACGUCACACCAUCUCUGUUGCCGUAUUAUCAUCUUUAUCUUACCUCUUCUUCACAUGGAGUCAAUAAAAAUGAUCACAAUUUAACACUAGCAGAAAUUUAGACAUGCCAAACCCAUAACCCAAGUGACAAAAUCUGAAUCAGGGUAAAGAAAGAGAGAAGUAAAAAGAAAAGUUUAGAGUUGAAAAGUGAAGAAUA